This is a messenger RNA of Mobula hypostoma (lesser devil ray), 2838 nucleotides long. It is a transcript of the gene ecd, whose product is annotated as ecdysoneless homolog (Drosophila). Gene Ontology annotation, cellular component: nucleus. The coding region runs from base 70 to 1989 and encodes 639 amino acids. The transcript has 13 exons. The record is from RefSeq and is a predicted model, not a curated record. Lineage: Eukaryota; Metazoa; Chordata; Chondrichthyes; Myliobatiformes; Myliobatidae.
GGGCGGAAGGGUUUGAGUGUUGGAACGAGAGGGACGUUUUUUAGAGUCGGACAUCGAGCGCAUGAUAACAUGGAGGGGUUUGCAGAGAGGAAACAAGACCGGUUGCCGCAGGACACUGUUUGUUACAAGCUCUACCUCAACAGCAAGGUUUCGUCUUCGGAUCCCCAAGCUUGUAAGGAUAUGUUGGAGCGACUUUUGGAGCAAAUAGUGGCUCGCUUGGCUCUGUUGUCUACGGGGUACAUCUGGAACAACCAGGCCUUCAGUCUGAAAUACACAGCGGCCCGGGGAGACAUUCCUGCCCAUAUCGGUGGUAUGACGAACUUUGGUGAUAAUGUGGAUGACGAAUGGUUUAUUGUGUACCUUAUUCAACAGGUCACCAAAGAGUUCCCUGACUUGGUGGCAAGCAUAGAUGAUGAUGAUGGAGACUUCUUGUUGAUAGAGGCUGCCAAAUAUCUUCCCAAGUGGUUGAACCCUGAAACCAGUGUGAACCGCGUAUAUUUCUAUCAUGGAUAUUUACACAUCAUCCCACUACCUCAGAACCCAGGGGAACUGACAUGGUUACCAGCUGGCAAUCCUACCAUCCCUCAGGUCCUCACCCUGCUCCCCGCUCAUUCAGAAAGGUGUCUGGCAGCAGAGCCCAUUCGCAAAGCUAUAAACAGACGUAUACAAAGUUAUCCAGAAAAGAUUCACAAUGAUCAACACCGAGCUUGCUGCUAUGUUCCAGCAGGUAUAGCUGCGGUGCUGAAGCGUCGUCCAGAUCUCUUGGCGCCUGCUAUCCAGGCCUUCUACCUACGUGAUCCUUUUGACCUCCGUGCUUGCCGUUCCUUUAAGGUCUUUCGCCCUGAGACACGUGUGAUGGCUCUGGUGACUUUUACAAAAUGUCUGUAUGCUCAACUACAGCAGCAGCAGUUUGUGCCAGAUAGACGGAGUGGUUAUGUGCUGCCAACACAAUCUGACCGGAACUUCAAAGCACAUUCACUUGGCAUGAAACUGGCCCAUGGUUUUGAAAUCCUGGUUUCCAAAUGCUCCCAACCCUUGUCUAGUUUUACAGCUGGAAAUUCUGUCUCCAAUGACCCCCUCUGGGAAGGGUUUCUAAACAGUCUAAAGAAAAAUGCCUAUUUCAGGGGAGAGCUGGAAGGUUCAGUACGGUAUAAAGAAUUGCUCCAAAUGGCAGAGAUUUACUUCCAACAGUCUGUCACCAGACCUAAAAGUUUAUCUACUUCAAGCCCAGGGGAACAGAUUAUGCAGCUUUUGCAAACUCUGUCCUACAGUGUGGAAGAACUACAGAAAGAGGGGGAGAAUCUCCCUCCAGAAGAUGAUGACAGUUGGUUGAAUAUUUCACUGGAACAGCUGGAUCAAAUGCUAGAGGAGGCCUCUGGAACAAAACUGUUUAGACAGGAGGAAAAAGAGGAGGAGGAUUAUGAUCUACACGACAUCACAAAGUGUAUGAAGGCAUUUGUAUCAAAGGUUUCCUCACAUGAAGGAGCAGAGGUGCCACGGACUUCAGCUAACAAUCAAGUUCAAUUUGACGUGAACUCCAUCACCAGUGCUUUGGAAAAGAUUCUAGGGGUAGAAUCAGAUGAACUUGAUUCUGAUGAUCUUGAAGAAGAGGAUAUUGAUUUAUUGGACAGCGAUGAAGAAUUUGACAGAAGAGAAGAAGACCCAGAGGAAUGUGUUUCAGCAACUAAGGCAUUAGAGAAUAUCCGAGACUACAUGGCGCAGAUGGAUCAGGAGUUAGCUGGCACCCACAUUGGCAAAAGCUUUACCAAAGUCACCAAUGAGGCUGAUCUGGACGACCCUGAUCUGGCAGAAACAGCAAAGGGCGAGUCAAAAGAGAAUUUGAGCUUACUGCCUGUGGAUGUGGACUUGAAUCUAGUAGAGAACUUCUUGGAGUCUUAUAGCUCACAAGCUGGCCUUCCUGGACCUGCAUCUAAUAUCUUACAGAGCAUGGGUCUACGACUACCAGAUAACAAGGACAACACCAUGUAAAAAAGGAGUGCCACAAACUGAUUCUGUCAGCUGAAGUACUUCCAUCAGAUUGUUAUCAUCCACUUGGUUCCACCAUGAUCAUCUGCGCAGUGAUGCAUUUCUGAAUUAAGGAUACCAUUCCAUCAUUCAGAGAAGAGGAGUCCUUAAAUCUGACUUUAGUGUAGCUGCCUCUUUAAUUUUCCUUGAAAUCAUUCAGAAAAUAUUUUUGUAACUAAAUAAAUGAAAACUUAAUAGAACUUUGAGUACAUGCUGUUAUCGUUAAAGAAAUUAGCAGGCUAACAUAUGGGUUUGUGUGGUGAAUAUGUCAUCCAUAUAAUUUUAUCACUUAUUCUGCAUUUCACUGUUAAUAUGAAUAUCAUCUUAUACUAUACCGGUAGCCCCCUGUUUGGGUAAAAUAAAUUUGCCCUUAUGUAAUCAUAAAUCACUAACCAAAAUUUUGAGAUGUGGGGUAAAAUUUGUAGUAAUGAAAUUUCAAUCGACAUGUAUUCAAACCUGUAAGAUAUAGGAGCAGAAUUAGGCCUGAAGUAAUUCUAAUCUGCUCCACCAUUCCAUCAUGGCUGAUUUAUUAACCUUCUCAAUCCCAUUCUCCAGCAUUCUCCCAGUAACCUUUGAUACACUGAUUAAUCAAGAAUCUGCCAACCUCUGCCUUAAAUAUACCCAGUGACUUGGCUUCCACAGCUGUCUAUGGGCAACAAAUUCCACAGAUUCAUCACCUUCCAGCUAAGAAAAUUAUCCACAUCUGUUCUAAAUGGCAGUCACUUUUCUGAAGCUGUGCCCUCUGGUCCUGGACUUCCCCACUAUAGUAAACAACCCCUCUGAAUCCACUUUAUCUCGGCCUUUUAAUAUUCG